Messenger RNA from Cucurbita pepo subsp. pepo (vegetable marrow), 1448 nucleotides. RefSeq lists its product as uncharacterized. The record is from RefSeq and is a predicted model, not a curated record. Lineage: Eukaryota; Viridiplantae; Streptophyta; Magnoliopsida; Cucurbitales; Cucurbitaceae.
CACCACAUAAUUUAUUUAUAACAUAUUUCUUUCCGCAAAAACAGAGAUGUUUCUUCUAAUUUAUGAAACUAUUUUUUAAUUCAACAAAAGAAUUUACUAAAAAAAAAAAACUAAAUUUACCCAUAAAAAAUUCAAUUAAUCCCCCAUAAAUGAAAAAAAAAAAAAUCAUUUCCGGCCCAGAAAUUUACAAAUGUGACCGACGAUUCAGAAUCAAGUUUCAUGGGAGUUACCGUUUCCGUUGGAUUGAUUCAAUCGUCGGUCGCCAUCUCCGAUUAACACAAAUUCGAUCAUUAAUCCCUUGUUUUUUCUUCGAUGAUGUUCGUUUUGAUUUUUCCCACCAGAUGAUCGGAAGAACACCAUCAAAAUCGAUUUGGAUUUUGUCGGUCUGAGCUUCAACUUCGAGUUCCUCUGUUCAUUUAUAGUUCAAAAGGCUAUGAAAUUGAGUGGAUGGCUUUAAGAGAAGGGGAUCUCACCAUUGAUCUGGAAAGCGGGGCGAAGAUUGUUAAAGAGGAGGCUGGAAAUGUGGAGCCAAGUUCAAUCAAACGAGAGGUGAAGAACAUUUUUUGGGGUAGGUUGACAGAGGAUACACUGCCACGAGACGAACGAGCUGCAGCCUCGAGCAGUUACGUUGCCAAUAUCAUCCGUGAUGCGAGCAUAAAAUUGUUGAUAGAUAAGAAUUUGAAAGGAGAAGAGGGUCGUCGUGAAGUCGUUGCUAAUGUCGAGAAGAAGAAUGAUAGAGGGAAGCAUAAUAACAAGAAAAAGGCUCCGAAGCCACCUCGACCGCCCAAGGGACCUUCACUCGACGCUGCUGACCAAAUGCUGGUCAAGGAAAUCGCCGAGCUUGCCAUGAAAAAACGAUCGAGAAUCGAGCGAAUGAAAGUGUUGAAGAAGGCAAAAGCUGAGAAAACAUCUUCUUGCAAUACUUACAUACCAGCUUUGAUUAUCACAUGCCUCUUCUUCCUUGUAGUAAUCGUUCAAAGUAAGCAAGUCCUGCUUGAUGUUGAAACUACGAACCGCUUCGAUGUCCUUAUGUUUUUAAGGAUGUUUUGUUCGUGUUUGUCUACAGUUAUAAGCUCUAGAAGCAGUUCAUUGUUCCAGGGGUCGCCCGAACCAGCCGUUGGUGGUAGUAGCGGUUUCAUUUCGGUUCAGUACAUUAUGAACUUUCCCAGAAAUGAAAGCUAUAUACCCAAUUCCACCACCUCUGUUAAGUGAGUACUUGUUGUUGAUGCAGCCCUGCUGCUGCAUAGCUCGUGUCUGAUUUUGUUCCUCUAGAAAAGGCUGGCAUGGUGGCUCCUAUGGCCUUCAUUUUUUAGUACUACACUUUUGUGUCUUUUCAAGAAACAUCCCAUUUUUGUAAUCAAACCCUUUUGUAUUUUGAUUUGAUGUUGAUGAGUUGAAUUAUGAACGUUUUUCCUCUCGGUUUCGAUACCGAACCGGAAGAAUUAUGA